AUUUGUUUACGCAUUGUUCACUUCAAAAUUCAACCGCUAGCGCGAACGGCCGGCUUCGGCCUACGCUUUUAAUGUUUCUUGUUAAAUUUUUUUAUUGACUCCACAAGGAAAUCGUCGGUCUCUCUCGAUUGUGCCGCGAUUUGGCGGACGAUCUAUGAAACAUUUUAAUCAUCUUACAGUUAAAUAGCAUCGUUAACGACAUGACGCACGUUAAUUUUUUACAUCGUCGUGCGAACGUGACGAACUUAUGUGGGCUUGGACCUCUGGCAAAAAUUUAUCUUGGAACACGUAGACCGAUAUGUUCUCGUGAUUAUUUCGACCCGAUCGAAUUCGCUACAAGAUUACCCGAAGUUUCGCCGUCAUGGAUGAUUGCGAGAGAAAACAGGACUUGCAGGAACAGGAAUUGGCGAGGAAUGCUGUCCUGAUAUCCAGCAGUUCCUUGCCCUAUACGACUCCGGUAAAAGGGUAUGAUUUCAACAAGGGAAUCGACUAUCACGAACUGUUCGCGACCAUGGCGAGCUGCGGAUUCCAAGCUACGAAUUUUGGACGAGCGAUCGAGGAAGUAAAUCGGAUGCUUCACCAACGGAACGUACUUCUCAUGGAGGACCAGCUGGACGAGUCGGAAGAGGAUGAAUUUGUAAAAAGGAAAUUCCAUUGUACGAUAUUUCUGGGUUAUACGUCGAAUAUGGUGUCCAGUGGCGUCAGGGAUGUUAUUAGAUUUCUCGUGCAGCACAAACUGGUGGAUUGUCUCGUAACCACGGCCGGCGGUGUGGAAGAGGAUCUCAUAAAGUGUAUGGCACCCACGUACGUCGGCAGCUUCUAUCUGGACGACAGGAAGCUCCGGGAAAGUGGAAUCAACAGAACGGGAAAUUUGCUGGUACCGAAUGAUAAUUACUGUCUGUUCGAAGAUUGGCUGAUGCCCAAGCUGGACGCGAUGCUGGCUGAACAGAGGACGAAGGGCACUUCGUGGACACCGUCCAAGAUGAUAGCGAGACUCGGCGAGGAGAUCAAUCACGAAGAUUCAAUCUACUAUUGGGCCGCGAGAAAUAAGAUCCCGGUGUUUUGCCCGGCGCUGACCGACGGCAGCCUCGGGGACAUGAUGUUCUUCCAUUCGUUCAAGAAUCCAGGACUCGUGCUCGACAUUAUCGCGGACGUCACGAGAUUGAACAGAAUAGCCAUGAAGGCGGUCAACAGCGGCAUGAUAAUUGUCGGAGGCGGUGUGGUGAAGCAUCACAUCUGCAAUGCCAAUCUCAUGAGGAACGGCGCGGACUAUGCCGUCUACAUUAACACCUCCUCGGACUUCGACGGCAGCGACAGCGGCGCCCGGCCCGAGGAGGCGAUCUCCUGGGGCAAGAUUCGAAAAGACGCCGAUCCCGUUAAGGUGUGCGCGGACGCCACCUUGGUAUUUCCGUUGCUGGUGGGAGAAACUUUCGCAAGAUACCAUCAUACGGGGAAGAUAGGAAAAUAGGACAGAGUAGCUACGAUACAGAUAAGGCAUGUAGGAAAUGUCCGUGUAACGAUAAGUGUAUACAAUAAUUAUGUCUACUUAAGUCAUGUACGCGAGAAAUAUUAAAUUUGUAUAGAAAAGAAAAGAAGGGAGCUUAAUU
This is a messenger RNA of Vollenhovia emeryi, 1607 nucleotides long. RefSeq names its product probable deoxyhypusine synthase (gene Dhps). Gene Ontology annotation, cellular component: cytoplasm. The record is from RefSeq and is a predicted model, not a curated record. Bases 362 to 1468 code for a protein of 368 amino acids. Gene Ontology annotation, molecular function: deoxyhypusine synthase activity. The transcript is spliced from 8 exons. Lineage: Eukaryota; Metazoa; Arthropoda; Insecta; Hymenoptera; Formicidae. Gene Ontology annotation, biological process: peptidyl-hypusine biosynthetic process.